Molecule: messenger RNA, 3181 nt
Organism: Scylla paramamosain (green mud crab)
Lineage: Eukaryota; Metazoa; Arthropoda; Malacostraca; Decapoda; Portunidae
Exons: 4
Coding region: 324-1352 (342 amino acids)
Biological process (GO): positive regulation of Rho protein signal transduction; positive regulation of transcription by RNA polymerase II
Cellular component (GO): sarcomere
Molecular function (GO): actin binding
Source: RefSeq, a predicted model, not a curated record
CUUGCCCAUUACAGCCCAUCUCAGGACACUCACUCAUCACUUCAGCCACGCUCUGACACUCAAGCCAAGUGACGCAGUGAUUAAAGUCCAUUCUUUCUGCAGUUCACCAGCUGAUAAGAACCUGUGGAACAUCUUAUAACUAAAACAAAACAAUAGAGAAGACAAGCUCGAGCAAUUUAAUUCAUCAUUAAACUAUUACAAAGAAAGAUCGUGAGCAGAAGAACGGAGCAGAGAUAGAGUCUAAAUCAGGGUAAACUCAGGACUCAAAAUCUAACACAAGAAGUCAACGGAGGCUAAGGAACGUCAAGAAGUGGUACCGCAAGAUGCCUCUGGACAUACGACUGUUCCACUCCGGCGUCGGGAGCAUGAAGGAGAUGUUCAACAAGAAGGUGGAGGAACACAAGCAGGCGCAGUUAGAGAAUCCGUUCAGCGAGUGGGAGGGCGCCGGCAGGGUGAGGCGGCUCUCUAAGGAGGACAUCGGCUAUGGCAGACCCGCCCCGGGGAGCAAGUCUGAGCAGAGGAGUCAGCUGGCCAAGGCUCACGUCAUGAUGGAGAUGCGAUACCUGUGUGACAUGAUCUGGGACUGCGCGGAGUGGCGAUGUCCGGACGGCAGAGCGGCAAUCACCUUUGGAAAGCUCUUCAAGCUGUACAUAGCCAUCUCGGACAAGGUAGUGGGCACUCUCCUACGAGCCCGAAAACACGGCUUUGUGCACUUCGAAGGGGAAAUGUUGUACCAGCGGCGUGAUGACGACAAAGUGAUUGAGCUGAAGCGUCCCAUCAACACCAUCCGGGCCAGGUUUGGGCAGAAGACCCGAGUGGCGAACGGCGGCGAGGUGGAGCCUUGGGGUGCCGACGAUGAAGACGAUGACACUACAAAAAAUUCCAUCCCCAGAAGAAACUCAACGCCCGGAGGCACCAGCAGGGAGGCACCGGUGACCGAGGGGCCUAGCGUGAGGAGGCACUCCCUGCCCCACUCCUCCAGGUCCCUCAAUUCCUCUCCGGAGCGACGCCUGACCAGGAGUACUUCAGUGGAGGUUCUGGAUCACAAGCCUCCUGAGGGCGAGGCGGCGGCCUGUGCGCCUCCACCUUGCCUUGACAUCACCGUCACCUGUGAGGACACGUCAUCGGACCUCGUGGAGAAAUUGCACAAGGAGAUAGAGAGGAACUGCAACCUGCUGGACCCUGAGUCCGACGUCUUAAGGGGCAGGAGGUCCCGCUCCACCACCCCGACCCCCAUGGACACCAUCAUGGAGGAUUCUGGGGACAAGAGGGGCAAGAAGAACCAAAGGGUCGCGGCACUCACCAACCCACGCAUGGAGCCUCCCCCAGAAGAGCCCGGGGAGUCCUCUUAAAUUAACCUCACGCCGGAGUCAGGGGAAGGCAAGGGUCAGCGGAAUCACGGGUCGCAUAAGUUGAUACAAAGUCAAGAUAAAGAUGUAUUUCAGGGAUAUCACUCUGCCAGGCUUGGUGCUCAUCCUGUCCUGCGGCGCCGUGACUCCUGCUGAGGAAGGCAAGGCUGAUCUGCCAUGGCGCUGCACGUAGGAGGCACAAGGCGCAGGGUUCUGUGUAGCGACAGUAGCAAAUGAACGAGUACUAAAUAAUGAUGACGACAAUAAUGAUAAUGCCGUUGUUGCUAAUAAUAAUAAUAAUAAUAAUAAUAAUAAUAAUAAUAAUAAUAAUAAUAAUAACAAUAAUAAUUUAUUACUAUGACAGUGUUAAAUAUAAAGUUAUAAUUAUAAGUAUAAUCUAUUCUGAUACACUUUAAUGGAGUUUAAGAACUUCAAUAAUCACAAUUUUGGUUGAUGUUUUCCAUUUGCCAUAUUAGUAAUAAUGACAAUAAUAAUAAUAAUAAUAUUAAUAAUAAUAAUAAUGAUAAUAAUAAUAAUAAUGAUAAUAAUUAAUGAUGAUGAUGAUGGUGAUAACAUACACCAAUACAAAACGCUGACAUCCGGCGGAGGAGAGAAGGAGGGAGUAGGAUAAAAACACAGGGAAGGCGUGCCAGGUACAAUCGGUCCGUCCCUUAUAGUCGUUCUUCCCGAUGCGUAGGAAACACACUACAGAGGUAAUAUUUUCUAACAUCAACUUGUAGAGCGCAGAGUGUGCUGCAGACGUCCCUCCUACCGUAGUGGAAAUAACAAUAGUAAUUAUAAUAAUAGCAAUAAUGACAACAAUAGUAGUAAUGUUUCCUUAUGCUUUGUCAGCGUCAUGAAGAGGAAGCGAUAUUGUGUCCUCUAGCAAGCCUCGUCACUCCCAAAGGGCGAAAAGGAGGAGGUCUUGUACCGGGCAUAGUGGUGACUCUUUCCUUCAAGCCAGUGUUCUGAGUGACUGAUAAAUCCCGAUUAGAAGCAUGUUAUUAAUUAGCUUGUGUGAGUCUACUGAAGCAAUUGGCCUUCUUAAAUGGCUAGGAUAUUUAACCCAUCUUUUAUGUCCUCAGUCUACAGAGCGUUUGUACAUUUGUUGCAACUGCUUCUUUUGAGCUUACAUGGUCGUCCUCUUAAAUUUAUUGAGUCUUUGUAGGUCAAUCCCCGCCCAAAGUGACGCAAAUUUUCAGGGACUCAGAGGUUCAUGCCGUCCCUUAGAUUUCCCCGAUUAUAGUAGCUUGGCUGGCUCCUGUGGGGACUUUUUUUUGUUAUCAUAGGCAAUAAAACUACCGAAUUCAAUCUUCCAUGGGGUAGUUAGAGUUAACCCCUUGACUGCUUAAUGGCAUCAUACCACUUCACAAAUCCUUGACAAUACGUAUUACUGAACAAAAAAAUGAAGGUAAAACAAAAGCAUUGAACGGUUUCAACAGCUCGAUCGCUCCCUUUGCUGUCACCGGUGUCUUCCGAGAUUAUGCUUUAAAUUUUCACCACAUUACAUUUGCUCGAAGAGAACCCAUAGCAGUUAAGGAGUUCAACAGUUGUGGUUCAUAUUUCGCCCUCGACAGUUCUGCAGCCGUCCAGUCAGAUCGCAAGGAGUAAGCUUUGAUGCAAUUUUCGCUGUAAUCUUUGUAGUCGACUGGGUUUGUUGUGGUCACUGGCGCUUCUUUUCCUGGCUGUUCUCCUUCAAGUCGCGGCUCCUCAGCUGCGGUUUCCUGUCAUACAUUCAUCCUCCUUUGCAUCCGGCACUGGUUUAUUACGAUGUGUUGAGGAAGAUGGGUAUUAUUGUCUUAAAAGAAAUAAAUGAUGACACGAGCGAAGAG